This is a messenger RNA of Candidozyma auris, 435 nucleotides long. It is a transcript of the gene RBR2, whose product is annotated as putative lipase. Lineage: Eukaryota; Fungi; Ascomycota; Pichiomycetes; Serinales; Metschnikowiaceae. The coding region runs from base 1 to 435 and encodes 144 amino acids. The transcript has a single exon. The record is from RefSeq and is a predicted model, not a curated record.
AUGAAAUUCUCCAACGUUGCUGGCUUGGCUGCUUUCGCUGUCUCUGGCGCUCAGGCCGCCGACUCUGAGGCGGUUGACUUUUUGACAAAGUUGGUGUCUGAUUAUGACGACAACAAGAAACAGUAUCUCAGUUUCUUCCACACUGCCUCAAACGUUCCCGAGAUUCUCACGAGUAUCGCAAGAAACAUUCCAACAUACACUGACGACUCGUACACCACCCUUUUGGACAACUCGGGCGUCGACGUUUCGUCGUUGAUGUCUUAUGCCACCAACUUGCCUUGGUAUGAAAGAAUCGAGGGCGGCUCCAAAUCUGGCUCUGGCUCUUCCUCGGGCUCGUCUUCUAAGGCAAGUUCUUCCUCCGCCGGCGGAGCUGGCUCUGUGGUGAUGGCUCCUUUGGGCGCUGUUGCUGGUGCCGUUGCGCUUGUUUUGUUGUAA